CAGCUAUGCUCAGUGGAUGCCGAACAUUUUGUAAAAUUGCAGCAGCAUGACGUUGGUGGAAAAACUGGUACUAGCGGCGGUGGUAACCUGUGCCUGUCUUACCGUAUCAUGGGCGACCCCGGUCGAUCCGGAGCGUUACUUCCUGGUGGAGGCGGAACCGCGAGCCAAUUUGGAGGACUACCGACUGAACGAUGACGUGUGGCCUUCGCGGUACGAUAUCGAGAUCAAACCCUACCUCGAGACGGAAGGCACCAAACAGCAGUUCACUUUCGAUGGCACCGCAAAGAUCACGGUUCGCACCGAGAAGUCUAAUGUCAUGCAGAUCAAGCUCCACUCGGCACGGAUGGAUAUUCGAUCGUGGAGUGUCACUCGCAGCUCGACCAACGCGGUAGUGCAGACGAGAGAAGCCGUUCACGACGCCGAAACGGAGAUCCUAACGUUGCCUUUGAACGAAGCGCUGGUGCCAAACGAGGACUAUGUUUUACUGUUCACCUACAUCGGAAAUAUGGACGAGGACAUGCAUGGGUUCUACCGGAGCUAUUACUGGGUCAAUGGGGAAAAGGUUUGGAUGGGUUCGACCCAGUUUCAGCAAACCCACGCUCGACGUGCAUUCCCUUGCUUUGACGAGCCCAAAUUCAAGGCUACUUUCCAGCUGAAGAUAAACCACAAAAGCCCACAGUACAAUGUGUACUCCAACACUCCGAUCUUGAGCAGUGCGUUUGCAGAAUCUGGACGAAACCUGACGACGUUCGCCGUUACGCCCAUAAUGUCGACCUACUUGGUGGCGUUUAUUAUGGCUCCCUAUGAUACCAACGAACGCGAAGGACUGGGUAUCCUUGCACGUCCGGAGGCUCGCAACCAAACGCAGUACAGCUUGGACGUCGGCAUCAAGCUGCUGAAGGCUCUCGGUGAUUGGAUUGACUACCCGUACGCGAGCGUGCCGGAGAUGACGCGCAUGUACAUGGCUGCGGUGCCCGAUUUUUCCGCCGGUGCAAUGGAAAACUGGGGCUUGCUGACGUACAGGGAAACCAACAUACUGUACCGAUCGGAUGACUCAACCAGCAUGCAGCAACAGCGAAUUGCGGCCGUCAUUUCGCACGAGAUGGCCCACCAGUGGUUCGGAGACCUGGUGACCUGCGAGUGGUGGGACGUGACCUGGCUGAACGAGGGUUUCGCGCGGUACUAUCAGUAUUACGGUACUGCCCUCGUGGAAACGGAUUGGGAUCUGAACCAUCAGUUCGUGGUGGAGCAGCUGCAGGGCGUCAUGCAGAUGGAUAGCCUGACGUCCACGCAUCCGAUGACGCAUCCCGUGUACACGCAGGCCCAGUCCAGUAGCAUCUUCGAUAACAUUUCGUACAAUAAGGGUGCUGUCAUGUUGCGAAUGAUGGAGCAUUACCUUUCGACCGACACCUUCAGGACUGCGCUGCGGGUGUACGUCAAGGAACGCGCGUUCAAGUCCGCACGUCCGGAAGAUCUGUUCAACGUACUCAACCGGUACGAUCCGAACGCCAGGUCCUACAUGGAACCGUGGACGGUGCAGUCGGGUUAUCCGCUGGUAACCGUUACCAGUCACGAAAGUGGGUUCACACUCACGCAGAAGCGUUUCCUCGUCAACGAACCCUCGCACUCGGAUGAAACGCGUUGGCCUCUACCGGUUACGUAUGCCACCAAGUCCGCUGAUUUUGUUAACACGAAGCCCACAUUCUACACCGGAGCUUCGUUCGACAUUCCGAUGCAGGACGCUGCCAACGUGCAGUACUUCAUCCUGAACAACCAGCAGGUGGGCUACUAUCGCGUUAACUACGAUGCUCCGUUGUGGAACAAAAUUAGCAAAGCUCUCAAGAGCGAGGGCUUCGGUGGAAUUCACGUGCUGAACCGCGCGCAGAUCGUUGACGAUCUGUUCAAUCUGGCGCGUGGCGACAUCGUGCCGUACGGUACGGCGCUGGACAUUCUCGAGUACCUCAAGGAGGAAACGGAAUACGCACCCUGGUUGGCCGCAGUCAAUGGGCUAACCACACUGUCCCGCAGAAUUCACGCCGACGAUGAGCACCUGUUCGCGAUGCACAUCCUGGACAUUUUCAAUAAGGCAUAUGACACCGUCAAAUUCCAAGCGCCAAGCUCAACGGAGCGAAGAGUGGUCACCUACAUGCGCCAGAACGUGCUGCAAUGGGCUUGCAACUACGGUCACGAGGAAUGCAGCAAGGCUGCCGUGGCGGAGUUUGAAAGAUUCCACCAAAAUCCCACUCAGAAAGUACAUCCCGAUCUUCGCCAGGUCGUGUACUGCGAAGGCAUCCGCAAGGGUUCAAUGGAGCAGUUUGAGUUCUUGUUCAAUCACUACCUCUCGACCAACAUGGCCACGGAGCAGAUUCUCAUUCUGCAGGGUUUGGGCUGUGCCUCAACGGUCGAGCUGAUCACGACAAUGAUGGAUGCAAUCGCUUCGCCGCAUGUUCGCUCGCAAGACAAGAGCAAUGCCUACACGUACGUCAUCAAUAAUCCGUACACCUUGCCGUAUGUCUCGCGUUACCUACAACAGCACCAUGCUAUUUGGGCUGCCGCCCAUAACGGUUACUCAAGCGUGGCCACGGCGUUCAACAACCUGCUUGGUAGGUUGAAGAGCGACAUCGAACGGGACUCGAUCAACACCUUCAUCGAGGCGAACAAAAACACCCUCGGACAGUCCGCGUACGAUUCGAUCAAGAAUGGUUUAAUGGAUUACGAAAACAACAAGCAGUUUACGAUGAGGAAUCGUGACGAGAUUCAGGCGUUCUUGAAAGAGAAAGCCGACGGUGGAGCAGCAACGAUGCUAGCCAACGUGACGAUGAUCGUUGGGCUUUUGCUGCUGGUUCUCGCACGUUGGUAGGUACGGUAGUACAACUCUGUCCCGUACGACAAGCA
Messenger RNA from Anopheles nili, 2895 nucleotides. Its product is annotated as membrane alanyl aminopeptidase-like. The transcript has 7 exons. The record is from RefSeq and is a predicted model, not a curated record. Gene Ontology annotation, molecular function: zinc ion binding; peptide binding; metalloaminopeptidase activity. Gene Ontology annotation, biological process: peptide catabolic process; proteolysis. Gene Ontology annotation, cellular component: cytoplasm. NCBI's taxonomy places the organism in Eukaryota, Metazoa, Arthropoda, Insecta, Diptera, Culicidae. Bases 47 to 2860 code for a protein of 937 amino acids.